Triticum dicoccoides is the source of this 4708-nucleotide messenger RNA. Its product is annotated as putative disease resistance RPP13-like protein 1. Lineage: Eukaryota; Viridiplantae; Streptophyta; Magnoliopsida; Poales; Poaceae. The record is from RefSeq and is a predicted model, not a curated record. Gene Ontology annotation, molecular function: ADP binding. The coding region runs from base 1 to 4326 and encodes 1441 amino acids. The transcript is spliced from 6 exons.
AUGGAAGCUAUCAGGGGCAGCCAAGACCUUGCCAAUGUUGAAUCUGCUCCUCCUGCUGUGGCCGUUGGUGAGGAUUGUAGUGCGCUUGUUGUGGCUGGCUGCUCAGCUGAGUUGAGUGAGAAGGCUCAGUCCGUCGAUGAUCCGCCUGCCUUGGAAAAGGUCAUGCUCGAAGAUGAUCCUCCUGACUUGGCUUCUAUCCUACCUGGGAUGGUGAGUCAAGGCGUGGAGGAGCGGGCCAAGGUGUUUUCUUGUUUUGACAUGGUUAUGUCUGAGGUGGAGCCUGUUGAGCAGUCGACACUGGAGGAGCCGAAGAUUCAUCAAUGUUUGCCACAAAAUAAAUCAGGAUUUAUUGAAAUAUUUAUUCAAAAUGAGAUAGGACUUCCGAACACUUUUUUGAUGAAUGUAAAUGGCAUUGCCUAUGAGGAUCAUUGCAGCAACAUCCAUGCCUCUCACCAUGGUAAUCCAAGCCAGGAGAAGGUAGGGGACUUUGACCGGUCGGCUAUUGUUGGAGACAAGGUCGAGGAAGACACAAGAGCACUGGUGACCCAAAUCAUGCAGACGCGAAAGGAUGUCAACAAUAGCAUCAAGGUGGUUGCUAUCGUAGGUGUUGGUGGGAUCGGCAAGACCACCCUCGCCCAGAAGGUCUUCAAUGAUGAGGCAAUCCAAGGUGAAUUCAGCAAAAAGAUAUGGUUGAGCGUCAACCAUAACUUCAGUCAUGUUGAUCUGCUGAGAAGGGCCAUCAUUGAAGCUGGAGGAGAUGCCCAACCGCCGGAAAGUGCAAAGACCAGCCUUCAUGAAACCCUCAAGAACACAUUGAUUGACCACAAGACCUUUUUGGUAAUGGAUGAUGUGUGGAACCAUAGAGCAUGGGAUGACGUGCUGAAAAUACCCUUAGUUAAUGUUGGUGCUUCAGGCAGCCGAGUCCUUGUCACUACCAGAGAUGAAGAUGUUGCCCGAGGGAUGAGAGCUAUAUGGCCGUACCACCAUGUCGACACAUUAGUGCCUGAGGAUGCUUGGUCAUUGCUCAAGAAGCAGGUAUGCUCAACUGAGAUAGAUGAAGAUCACAUCAAUACGCUAAAGGAUAUUGGACUGAAAAUUAUACAGAAAUGUGGUUGUUUACCAAUUGCUAUUAAAGUGAUGGGAGGACUCUUGCGUGAAAGAGGGGGGCUACGUCGUGACUGGCAGCAUGUUUUGGAUGAUUCUAAAUGGUCAACAACUAAAAUGCCCAAUGAUCUCAACCACACAGUAUACUUAAGCUAUGAAUAUAUGCCUUCUUACCUGAAGCAGUGCUUUUUAUACUAUUAUUUUCUUCCUAAAAGUAGAAAUUUUCAUAUGGAGCAAGUCGUGGAAAUGUGGAUAAGCGAAGGAUUUAUUCAUGGAAACUCCGGUGAUUUAGAAGAACUGGGAAGAAAUUACUACAAGGAGUUAGUAUCUAGGAACCUUAUAGAGCCAGAUAAAUCGUAUGUUGAAUUAUCGGUUUGCCACAUGCAUGAUGUUGUUCGUUCAUUUUCUCAGUAUAUGACUAAAGAUGAAGCACUCGUAGCUAAAGACGGAGACAAUGAUAUUAUUGCUAAACUUGGUUCACAAAAGUUUCUUCGGUUGUCCAUAGAAACUAGCGAAUCACAGUCAGUUGAACUUGAUUGGAAAUUACUACAGGUGCAUCAAUCAGCAAGAACAUUGAUCUCAACAAUCCAGAUUAAGAUGAUGCCUGGUCAUUCAUUGGUUACUUUUUCUAGUUUGCGGGCUCUGCAUAUAGAAUCUGCAGAUAUGGUUGUAUUGCUUGAAUCGUUGCAUCAACUCAAGCACCUGAGGUAUCUAGCACUAGUAAAUGCUGAUAUAUCUGUACUUCCGGGGAACAUUGGCCAGAUCAAACUGUUGCAAUUCCUUGACCUUUUUGGAUGUACAAAAUUGGUGAGUCUUCCUCAUAGCAUUGUGAAGCUUGACCAGCUGAGGUUACUUUCACUUCCCCAAGCAAGUAUGGUACCUAGAGGGUUUAGUGGUCUGACAAAUAUGAGGAGACUAAAUAUAUUUCGAGCACACAUGGAUGGUGAUUGGGGUAGUUUGGAUGAGUUGGGGCCUAUUUCUCAACUCAGAGUUCUCGAAUUAACCGAAUUAGAGAAUGUAUCUGCUGCCUCAUUUGCUGCUAACGCUAGGAUCGGUGAGAAGAUGCACCUUAUCAGGCUAUACCUAAACUGCACUAGUAAACUGGGAGAUGAUGGGUUAGUCAAUGAGAAGGAAAGUGUCUCUGAGGAAGAGCAGCAACGAAUUGAGAAGGUUUUCGAUAAGCUCUGCCCUCCACAUGGUGUAGAAUAUCUUCAUAUCUACGGGUAUUUUGCCCGGCAACUUCCGAGAUGGAUGAUGUCCACAUCAAUGGUGCCCCUUGACAACUUGAAGACUAUAUUUUUUUAUGAUCUUGCUUGUUGCACACAACUUCCCAAUGGGCUCUGCCAGCUGCCCAGUCUGCACUUUCUACAGGUCUCUCGUGCUCCAUGCAUCAAACAUGUAGGGACUGAAUUCAUGCAGGUGGGGGCAGCCUCAUUUCCAAGGUUAAACAAAUUGAUCUUCAUCGGAAUGGUGGAAUGGGAGGAGUGGGAGUGGGAGGAGCGAGUACAAGCCAUGCCUCGCUUGGAGGAGCUUGUGCUCAAUAAAUGCAGACUGAGGCAUGUUCCUCCAGGCCUUGCCUCCAAUGCAAUCUCUUUGAAAAUAUUAUGUCUAGAACAUGUCAAGAACCUUAGCUACAUUGAGAGAUUUCCUUCUGUGGUUGAGCUUACAGUUAAUGACUGCCCCAACCUGAAGAGGAUCACCAAUCUCCCAAAUGUGCAGAAGGUUGCCAUCAUGAACUGCCCAAAGUUGAAGGUGCUAGAGUGCACCGCUUCUCUCGAGAGGCUAGUCCUGAAGGAUUACACCAUCGAAAAACUUCCAGAAUACAUGCGAGACAUUAAGCUAAGGCAUUUGCAGUUAUUCUGCAGACUAUGGUUGCUCUCUGCGGUAGCCGCGGGACAAUCUGGCAUCGAGUGGGACAAGUUCAGCCAUGUGGAGCAUGCCAAGGCAUAUGCAGCUGAAGGAAACAACCCAAGAAAAUGGUACAUCUUGUACACGAGAAGAGACAACUACGAGUUGGAUUCAAAUAUUAGCCGAUCUAAUGUGUUUAAAGAAACCUUGUCUUCUUCUAUGGUGGACGCACAAGGAUUUGAGUAUGUGUACAAAAUGAGAAGAAGUACCUUCAAUUACGUCUGCUGCUUGGUGAAGAUCCCACUUUUUGAAGAUAUGAUGGCAAAAAAUCACACCUUUGCUGACGGGAAAGUGUUGUCUUUACAAGAUGUUGUGGCUAUUGCUCUGAGAAUGCUGAACUCUGGUGAGCCAUCUGAGACUGUAGGAUCCUCUCUUGGUGUGAAUGAGUCAACUGUCUCUCUGGUAACUCGGAUGUUUGUUGAGGCUAUGUGCCAGCGAGCAAUGCACCACUUGGGCUGGCCAGGCUCUGCCAAAAUGGAGAAGAUCAAACGCAAGUUCGACAAGAUCCAUGGCCUGCCAAACUGCUGCGGUGUUGUACAUACAACUCAUAUCACGUUUGGAUCACAAGACCGUGGCCAUGAGGAGAACGGCAACAUCCUACUGCAAGCCAUUGUUGAUCCAGAUAUGAGGCUCACAAACAUUUGGUGGAACCUAUCAGGUAGCAUGAACCAGUUGAUCAUUUUGCAGGACUCCAGUCUCUUCAAGUCCUGCGAGAGGGGUACUGGGUUGAAUGGUAGCAAGCUGAAGGUAUCAUCUCGUGGUGGAUUAGAAGUCGGCGAGUACAUCAUUGGUGAUGCAGGACAUCCUCUUCGACCUUGGCUCCUCACACCUUACCGGAUAGAGAAUGACCGCUCACUCUCAGACUCCAAAGUGGAAUUUAACAGGAGACACUCUGCAGCUACAGUCGUUGCGCUGAGGGCGUUGGCAGGUUUUAAAGACACGUGGAAGUGCCUGCAGGGAGAAGGUUGGCAUCCAAGUAAUAAACAUGAAAUGUUCUCGACAAUCAAAACGUGCUGGAUGUUGCAUAACAUAGUGAUAGAUAUGGAUGAGGAGGAAGAGGAGGAGGAGCAUGCAGGCAUGCCGAGCGAUCAGGAGUACAGCAAGCAAGUGCGGCAGGUAGCAGACGAGGACGCCGUCGGGGUGAGGGAUGCACUGUCCCAGCACAUAAUCGAAUCUAGAGUCCUCACAGUGGCCGCAGAGGAGGAACAAGAAGCAGCAGCAGUUGCAUCUAGUUCAGGAGAUGGAAACAAGGAACAGGAAGAGCACCGACAACGAAAAGCAAAUCGAGGAAAGGAGAAAGUGGAUGAUAGCUAGCUAUGGAGGUCAGAAGACGCCCCCCCUCCACUUAGUGAUUUUGGUAUAUAUUGUUUCUCUGAUAUUAACAGUUCUUCAAGUCGCAGUUCUCUUCCUAAUUCCUUCUUCUGCUAUGACACUGCUUAAUUCAUGUCAGUGGGAACCAUUAUAUCCUUUGGUGAUACAUUAAACUACUUGGAAAGAAACUAACUCCAUGAAUACUUGCAUCUAUUAGCAACAUCUGGCAACUAUAUAUUUUCUUCCUGUAUUGGCUAUAUAAUGCUUUGAUUGUCCAUUCGCUCAAUAACACUGCAUGAUCUGGACAAUCAAGCUAGCAGAUUUAUAGUACUAGUAUAUAUACUUUGACAAUGGGAAACCUUGAUAUUAGAAACUCCACAUGAAG